Molecule: messenger RNA, 1065 nt
Organism: Strongylocentrotus purpuratus (purple sea urchin)
Lineage: Eukaryota; Metazoa; Echinodermata; Echinoidea; Camarodonta; Strongylocentrotidae
Product: putative nuclease HARBI1
Exons: 4
Coding region: 1-1065 (354 amino acids)
Source: RefSeq, a predicted model, not a curated record
AUGGCAGCACUUGCCUUAGUGGCACUAGACCUAGUACAAGGCCGAGACAGAAUCAGGGUGGAUAAGAGGGUUUUUCGUGAUAGAACAAAUCCUCUUGACAUGUAUAACGAUGCUGAAAUGCAAAAACGAUACCGAUUUUCUAGGAGAGGAGUCCUCCAUUUAAUUGGACUUCUUAAUGUCGAGAUCGACAACGAAACUCUCAGGAGCAAUGCCAUACCGCCUGCGUUGAAGGUGUUCGUAGCUUUGAACUACUUUGCAACGGGUUCACUACUGGCGAGUAUUGGGACUAUACAUGGAGUCAGCAACAGUACAGCCUCAAGAAUCUUAAGAGAGGUCGUGGUAGCCAUUUGCAACCACAGAAAGGAGUACAUCAAAUUCCCCGAAGGCGAUCAGGAAGUGAGGGAAGCUCAGAAUGCAUUCUUCAGGAUUGCAUCCUUUCCUAAGGUUGUUGGGUGCAUAGAUUGCACACAUAUCCACCUUAUUGGUUCAAAGUUGGGAGAUAAUGAAUAUAUCUAUACUAAUAGAAAGGGGAGACACAGCAUCAGCACACAACUGAUAUGCUCAGCUGACUACCGGAUCUUGAACGUGGUCGCUAGAUGGCCUGGAAGCCACCAUGACUCCAGAAUACUAGCAUCAAGCAGGACCCCCCUUCGAUUUGAGGAAGGACGGUAUCAAGGAAUACUCCUAGGUGAUUCCGGCUAUGGCCAGAACGCAUGGCUGCUUACACCCUUUCUCAAUCCUCGAAAUCAAGCAGAGAGAGCAUACAAUGAUGCUCACUGCUGUACCAGAGUCAAAAUCGAAAUGGUGAAUGGGCAACUUAAGAAUAAGUUUCGGUGUCUGAUUGGACACGGCAUGAUACUUAAACCUGAACGAGCAUGUGAUGUCAUUACAGCGUGUUGUGUGCUGUUUAACAUUUCCAAACAACUGAAAGAACCAAAUAUCCUACAUGAUGAGGAAGAGAUAGUCGCAGCUGACUUAGCACAAGGCCGUGACAUUGACAACGCUGAUGGAGUUGCUUUGAGAGCAACGAUUGUUAACAGAUUCUUCACCUGGUAUGGUCACUAG